Colletotrichum truncatum is the source of this 1194-nucleotide messenger RNA. Its product is annotated as cell division protein kinase. The record is from RefSeq and is a predicted model, not a curated record. Lineage: Eukaryota; Fungi; Ascomycota; Sordariomycetes; Glomerellales; Glomerellaceae. Gene Ontology annotation, biological process: protein phosphorylation; signal transduction; G1/S transition of mitotic cell cycle. Gene Ontology annotation, molecular function: cyclin-dependent protein serine/threonine kinase activity; ATP binding; cyclin binding. Gene Ontology annotation, cellular component: nucleus; cytoplasm; cyclin-dependent protein kinase holoenzyme complex.
AUGGCUGACAACCACCCGGAUUGGAGGACCCAGCUGUCGGCAUCCGAGCGUUAUGAGAACAUACAGAAAAUAAAGGCAGUUCUGGAAGCUGCCAACCCAGAUGCCAAGGCAACAUCACAGUCUGAAGCAUUUUCGGUUGAGAAUCAAGCUUACAAGGACUCUUCCUCAAAAGCCCAAUAUGAUGAGAUCUGUCAGCUAGUCGGCGCAGCCAACCUGGCUCUUCAAGAGGCCACAGCACCUGCCAACCAGUCCGAUGAUGGCAUCGGUGUCACCAUCGGCUCUUACAAGAACUGCUUGCCUGUUGCAACUGGCCUCACUUCAGAGGUUUACCGAUGCAAAGAUCGUGCUCUGAAGGUCAUCGUAGAGACACACAAUAUCGAGCCACACAACCCUCACCGCGAGGCCAAGAUCCUUGCGACCUUGAGGCGGCCGUGCAUCCCGUUGCUUGAAACGUUCCGAGAUCAAGAACAAAGAUUCGUCCUUGUUUUUCCCUACAAGCCAUUUACACUUGCCCAUGUCAUUGACCAAGGGGCUCUGCCGCUCCCCCGACUCCGCCGUCUCUUCCGGGAAAUUUUUACUGCCCUGAAAGAUAUCCACAGCCAGGGCAUUAUCCACAGAGACGUCAAACCGGAGGCUAUUUUGUUGGACGGACCAGAUGGACCUGCCUAUCUUUCAGAUUUCGGAACGGCCUGGCACCCCACCAUGUCGGCCGUCUCCGAGCCGGCUAACAGCAAGAUUCUAGACAUUGGAACCGGCCCGUAUCGGGCACCUGAAGCACUCUUUGGUCACAAAGCUUACGGCCCGUCUGUCGACAUGUGGGCCGCUGGGACGAUGCUUGCUGAAUGUGUCCGCGACCCUCCGAAGCCUUUGUUUGAAUCGAGACCAGCGCACGAAGACGGAAACCAGCUGGGUUUGAUCUUGAGCAUCUUUAAGACUCUCGGUACACCCACGAGGGACACCUGGCCUGAAGCCGCGAGUUUUAAGACACCGCCGUUCGAGAUGUACCGCAUGUUUGACGGCCAGCCCUGGGAGGCCAUCCUGCCCGAGGCGGAUCCGAAAGUGCUGGAUCUAAUUGCGAGCCUGGUUCGCUUUGAUUCCGGGAGAUUGACCGCUGAACAAGCCUUGCAGCACAAGUGCUUGAAUGAACCCAAUGAGGCAAAGCCCCAAGACUCCGAUCAACCUCUUGCGAUAUAG